Syngnathoides biaculeatus (alligator pipefish) is the source of this 2306-nucleotide messenger RNA. RefSeq names its product oocyte zinc finger protein XlCOF6-like. Gene Ontology annotation, biological process: regulation of transcription by RNA polymerase II; central nervous system development. The transcript has 3 exons. Gene Ontology annotation, cellular component: nucleus. Lineage: Eukaryota; Metazoa; Chordata; Actinopteri; Syngnathiformes; Syngnathidae. The record is from RefSeq and is a predicted model, not a curated record. Bases 992 to 1630 code for a protein of 212 amino acids. Gene Ontology annotation, molecular function: DNA-binding transcription factor activity, RNA polymerase II-specific; RNA polymerase II cis-regulatory region sequence-specific DNA binding.
UUGAAAGUCUGCCUCCGGAAAGACGUCAUAAUGACGGCUGUGAGGGCAACACGGCGAUAGUCAUUGAGGCCAGUUCAGGAUUUCUUUUUGGGGAUGGGAAUGAUUUUUGUCGAUUUCAAACAGGUGGGGAUGACUGCUUGGGCCAGUGAGAGGUUGAAGAUCUCGCAGAAGACGCUGCGCAGCUGGUGGGCACAUCCGCUCGGCACCUUGCCUGCUCCUCCCUCCGGGCCAGCAGCCUUCCUGGGCUUCAAGGCCAGGAUCACACGCCUCAUGUGUAACCAAAGUACUUUCAAAUUAAGUACAUUGAAAAGACUCUUUUUGAUUAUGCACAGGCCAGUUGGCAAAGUACAACAUAGAGAUCGACGUGUUUGUGAACGACACUUCACCAAUCAUAAUAACAAGAGGUCAAGUCUUAAAGUGUUGUGAUUAUCGAGUGAAAAUGUGUGGGAGACCGAUAACAGAGUACGCGGAUGAUUUUUGUGAAAACAAAGAGAACGAACGUCAACUGUUCGACGCUGUCAGCAAGCAGCCUCGAGUUGUGCUUUACACAGCAGACGGCAGUGAAAAAUCUCUUUGUCCUGAGCAACAGGAGUCAGAGUCCGUUCAGAUUAAAGAGGAGGAGGAAGAACAUGUCCACAUAAAAGAGAAAGAGGAGCCACACACCCCCUACGAUAAAGAGGAGGAGCACAAUAAUAUCAGCAAGUUGCCAAUGUACCUUGUUUCAUUGAAGAGUGAAGAAGAAAAUGACAAAGUUAAAAGUGAGGAGAGCAGACAGGCGGAGGCUCCGAGCAGCAGCUCAAGUCAACACACGACAACCGGAGGUGAUUGAGGCCACUGUGGUGGAUCCCAAGCGGAUCGUGGCGCCAUAACAUCAAACUCUCCUGUUGACUGUGUUAGUAAACAGUAGGAAGGUCGUGUAACAUAUCACACUCACAAGAAAUGUACUCAUUGUGGGAAAACAUUUAGUUCUAAGGGUAAUUUGAACAUUCAUAUGAGAAAACACACCGGAGACAAACCUUUUACGUGUUCAGUUUGUGGUCAAAACUUCACUGAAAGAGGGACUUUGACUGUGUACUCAAGAACACACACCAGUGAGAAACCUUUUAUAUGCUCUGUUUGUAGCGAAAGCUUCUCUGUAAAGGCAAGUUUAACGAGACACCUAAGAACGCACACCGGCGAGAAACCGUUUGCGUGCUCAGUUUGCGGUAAACGAUUCAUUGAAAAAGGUACUUUGAUAAAACAUACAAGAACUCACACUGGGGAGAAAGGCUUUGUCUGCUCAGUUUGCGGCAAAUGUUUAUCUGAAAAAGGCACUUUGAGGAAACACACAAGAACACACUCUGGAGAGAAAGGCUAUGCUUGCUCCACUUGUGGAAAAAGCUUCUCUAUCAAGACCAGUUUAACAAGGCACACAAGAACACACACUGGAGAGAAACCUUUUCCCUGCUUAGUUUGUGGCAAAAGCUUCCCUGCAAAGUCUUGUUUGGCGAGGCACACCAGAGUACACACUGGAGAGAAGCCUUUUGCGUGCGCAGUUUGUGCUAAAACAUUCGCCCAAAAGCCAAAUUUAACAGCACAUAAGAAAAUACACACACAGGACAAACAUUUUGCUUGCUUAGUGUGGGGAUAAAUGUUCUCGGAAUAGAGUUUUUGUUGCAGUGGAUGCUAAAUGAUUCGCUUGUUAAAAGAAGGUUGAGAGAAAAGUGUGCUGGGGAGACGAGCGGAGGUCAUUUAAGCUGUGGCACAAAUGGAAGAAAUCAUUAAUUCAUUUCCUUAAGGAAUUGUUUUUUAUGAACAAUAGUGGAAUAUAUUGUUGGCUUAUUCGUCAAUUAAAAAAUUGGAGCACGGCAGCUUUUCCAGUGAUUUUCAUUUUAUUUUAUUUUUUUCCUUAAUGGGCCCUCUCAAAGUUGAGGAAAAGAGGGAAAAAAAUAGUACACUGUUAAGCUUUUGUUGUUGAUGUGCCAAUCAAAAUUGAGACAUUUUUUUUUAACUUUUACACGUAGUACAUUUCAGAGUCUGUACUUAUUUACUUGAGGCCCAGAAGUGAAUGCGUGCAUCUCCUUUUACUGUUUUCCUUUAUAUAAGUAGGAUAUGGAAACCUCUGAAAGAUUAUGUUCAGUGUUUAGCCUGUGUUGUCAUUCUUGAGGUAUUACCAACAAACAUGCCCAAAAGGAGAAAAGCUUUUUUGUUGUCAUUGACCAUGAACAAGAUACAGUAGAUCUUUAUCUUCUGUAAUUUUUUUCUUCAUGUUAUGAAUAAAAUUUCUGUGAAUAAAUUAUCUAAUAUUUACUUUAUGAUCUGUGGAA